CAACAAACGUACACGUUCCGACUUCACUGCUAUUGGAAGAAUCUGAAAGUUAUCUUCAGAGUUGUUCCUUUCUGAAAAACGAACACAGUCAUUUGCUUCUAGAUUUCAACAACUCGACUCAACGACAAAUUCAAUCAAAACUCGAUGCUGAUUUAUUCAAUUGUUUAUUGAACAAUGCCAGCUUGAGAGACAGAGCUCGUUUAUAUUCCAUCAGUACACCCCAUGCGGGAGCGUGGUUGAGGGCAAUACCAAACCCUAAUCUCGGCCUUUCCAUGCUUUCUCAUGAGUUUGUCAUUUCUAUACGGCUCUGGUUAGGGAUUAAGAUGUUUCCCUCUCCUCCAACUUCGAUCCUGUGCACUUGUCGUCAACACAUCGAUCCUUUUGGAGAUCACCUCAUCAGCUGUGGUACAGGUCCAGAACGCACCAGAAGACACAACGCAUUGGCAGAAGUCAUUUUCCAGGCGUUAUUAGUUGAGAAUAAAGACGUGGUAAAGGAAGUGAGAUGCAGUGGUAGUGACGAAAGUCGUCCAGGUGAUGUUUUUCAUCCUGACUUUUUAGAGGGCAAACCAGCUUAUUUCGACAUAACAGUCAGAAACUCAUUGCAGCCAUUGUACGUGACAAAAGCAGCAGUAAGGGCUGGGGCAGCAGCUGAAGCAGGUGAAGAACAGAAGGACACACGUCACGAAGCAAACGUUCUGGCAACAGGUGGUCUUUUUUACCCCUUGGUAUUGGAAACAUUGGGUUUCUGGUCUCCGUUCAGCAUUAAAACGUUAAAAGCUAUUGCAUCUAAAACUUCAGCUGUCAGCGGAAUUCGAUUCCAUCAAGCUUUCCAGAAUUUGACGCAACAACUUUCGGUACAGUUGUGGAAAUACAAUGCAAGGAUGUUGUUCAGAAGAAUUCAACUUGAAGUACAGGACAUUGAUAGUUGGGAUAUACCCACCGUAGCGUAGUGUAGAAUUUGGUAGUUAGUUCUGUUUAAAUGUAAAAGUAAAAAUAAAAAAUUUAUUAUAUAAAAAAAAAAAAAAAAAAAAUAUAUAUAUAUAUAUAUAUGAUAGUUGUAUUUUCGAAACCAAUUGCAAAAAUAAGAAAAAUUCGGCCGAGGAUGGUUUGAAACAAUUAACGUAACCAGUUCAGUCAGAGAAAGCGUACAGAAUGAGAAACUCGUCUGAAGAAGGUUAAUUAGUCAGUCAGACGAAAUUGCCGUAUAUUGCAAAUACAUUUAAAAAUAAACCAAACAGUUUUAGAGAUUGAAGCUUGGCACACAUAGUGAAGUAAAGCAGAAGACAUCAGUAAUGCUAUUCGUUUUUUUGCAGAAGUGCUGAGCCAAUUUAGUAAAGGGGCAUAAACGAGUUUAUGUAUUUACACCUUCAGCCAUUCUUAGAUAGUGACUAUGCGUCACUAUCAAAAAGUUCAACUUUCUUUUUUGCAAUUCUAAUUUCUUGUCUUAUUGUAUUAUUUUGCAAGCUUUGCAGAUAGAAGAUAGCGUUUGGUGCAUAUAGUGAAAAUUUUGAUACUUGAAUAAAAUAUUGGUGAAAAGAUGAUUAUUUGGUAAUAGAUGAUGGAAACAGUACAGUGUAGAAAUACAGGUAACCAAAAUUGUCAGAUUGUUCUUGACACAAACAGGCAAGGCAGAAGGUGUCUUUGUACCUAUUGCAAUUACCAUGAAAUGUUUGGCAAUCACCAAUUGUAUUAGUUUAUACGUUGUGUCAGUGUAUCAUUUCAUUGAGUCAAUGGUAUUAU
Corticium candelabrum is the source of this 1740-nucleotide messenger RNA. RefSeq lists its product as uncharacterized. The record is from RefSeq and is a predicted model, not a curated record. The coding region runs from base 273 to 950 and encodes 225 amino acids. Lineage: Eukaryota; Metazoa; Porifera; Homoscleromorpha; Homosclerophorida; Plakinidae. The transcript has a single exon.